This is a messenger RNA of Cladocopium goreaui, 3276 nucleotides long. The record is from the annotation of a GenBank genome assembly. Lineage: Eukaryota; Dinophyceae; Suessiales; Symbiodiniaceae.
AUGCAUGUGAUCCUUGGGCCUCAACCCUCAGCCAGGUUUUUGGCCGUUUCCCUUAGCUUCGUCAACUCAUUGCACAAAAGCUUGGGGAAACGGCCCCGGAUCGCGCUACAUGCCACGCUCACCAGGCCCAGAACGGAUGGAAAUUUCGCUGGUGACAAGCUGAAGCAACGCGCCAGCACCUGGAAGAAGAGUCUCCUGCAAACAACGAAUGGAACAGCGCAAGGUGCUGUGCAAGAACAAGAUGCAAGGUCGACGGCAAAUCUGCGGAUGGCCAUAGCUUCCAAGGGACAGCAUCUCCUGAUGCGGAGUUAUGAGCCCAAGGGUUCACUGGUGCUGACGCAAUGGACCUACGCCGAAGACAUGAAGGAGCUGCUGCUGGGGAGGGGUCUCCUGCAGCUGUGGCUGUGGCUGAAAAGACAGACCAAAUGUUGGAUGAACUGUUGGAGGGCUGAUGCUGCGGUGAAGUCACAGUCAGCGGCAUUGACCACCUCCGCUGCUCCGGCGAAAGCCCCACUGCAGCGCCAGGUCUUCAGCCUCUUGGUGGGCGAUGCGAUGGUGGUGAGCCGGAGCGACAUGGGGGAGAAGGUCAACGUGAUGGCCGAGCUCUUCAGGGUCCUGCUGCCGAAGUUCAGCCAGCUGAGCGUCUACGCCCGCGGCUCUGGUUCUCAACAAGUUCGACCUGGUGGAGGUCAGGGGACGCCGACACAUGCAGAGCAGCGUCUGGUGGCUCAUGAUGGACUUUCUCAUCAGGAUCUUCUGGAGAUCGAGGCGAUGAAGAUGCAGGCGCUUCGUGAAGUUCAGGAGAAGUUGAAAAAUGAAAUGGCUCGAAGAAAGGGAGCCGCUGUGUCUGGGACGUGUGGAGUUUGGGGAUUGGAUUGCGGUCAUAACGCCACUGAUGUCCGAUCUCAACAGCACUUCGGCUUCGUGGUGGUCGCUGACGAUGGCUUCUGCACAGCGCUACUACGAGCUCUGGCGUGUGGCGAGUCCGUUGGAGCGUCUCAGACUCAAGGUGGAGAUGGACCCCGCGGCCAAAAAGUUUCCUCGAACGGAACAAAGGGCUGUCACUAUGUUGUUGGCAGCUGUGCCGGAACAAAUCCGAAGGGAUGUCGUUGCCACAAGGAAGAUGAGCAGCGUGGAGAUCGUGUUCACCCUGCUUUGCAAGUACCAGCUGGGGGGAGCCCAGGAAAGGACUGGAUUCUUCGAGAGCUGACCGAAAACAAGUUGGCUGCCAAUGCUGGUGUCAAGGAGAUUCUCAACACGCUGAGAACGCGGAGGAGGAACCUGGGAAAGGCAUCAGAAUUUGGGGUUCAACUACCCGAUCCACUGCUGCUGAUGGGCCUGCUGUCAAAAUGGUCAGACUCUCUAUGCAGAGUAGGGGGAUCACAAAUGGCUUUUCGAGUGGCGGGCAUGCGACAGGCAUUGGCCCUUGACACUACCCCUUUGCCGGCGAGUGUGACUGAGUUUGCGGAGCACUUGCAAGCGGAAGCUGAACAGCUGAUGUUGGCCACUCCUACUGCGACUUCAACGGUGUCAACUCCGAGCUCAACGGUUGCGGCUGACGUGAAAAAGAAGGAGCUGGUGAAAGCAGCAGCUCUUACAACUCCAAAUGAAAAGGCGAGGUGCCGCUUUUGGGGCACUGCUGUUGGUUGCAAGCGGGCUGACUCUUGCAGCUUUGAGCAUUCUUGGGAUGGAAUCCAAAAGAAGGGUCGGUGCUGGAACUGUUCUGCUGAAGGACAUCUACGACCUGAUUGCCCGUACCCGCGGGAUUCAUCCAGCUCUCCAACUACAAAGGAAAAGAUCUCGAAGAUCGCGGCGCCGAAGGCGAAUGUGAAGAAGGAAGGGAGCCCGAAGCAUGGAAGAGGGGAUCCUACACCGACUUCUCCGACGGCACCAUCAAGGAGCUCUUCAUCAGGGACUUUUCCAACAGCAUCCACAUCGAGCUCUGGGGCAGCGGACGAAAAGGGGAAAACCAAGAUCGUGGAAGAGAAGCCGGUCACGCCUGAGGCACUGGUGUCCGACCUUUCCAGCUUGGUCAAAUCCCUUCAGGGCCUGAAAGCCAUCCAGCUGCGCUAUGUGGAGGCCAAGGUGUUCAAAAACGAUGGGGUUAAGGUGGCAUUGGUAGACGGUGGCGCGACCCACGCAUUGAGGCGUGGUACCAAGUCCGAGCUGGAGAACUCUGAGCCGGUGACUGUGAAAUUGGCUCAUGGGUCGAUGGUCCUUCGGAAAAAGAAGGGCUGCAGCACUCUUCUAACCAACGACGACAUCGAGCGCACCUUGCCUGUGCGACUUCUCAUCGACCAUGGAUUCAACCUGACAUGGACAUCAAGUGGGAUCAACAUUCAUCAUCCUCGACGUGGACCCCUUCGAUGCUGGAAAAGACAGGGGUGCCCUGUGAUGCACAGGGAGGAAGCUUUGGCGCUGAUGAAGGAGCUGGAGGAGCUUGAAGUGAACAGCGCUGUGGAUGACGUGAUCGCAUGGUGGUCAGCGAGGUAUCCAAAUGUGCCAAAGGAGGUGCUGAAGUUAUGGUGGGCCAGAAUGACAAAUGGGAAGAUCUGGACCAUGGUGGCUUGCCCUUCAACCGGUAUCGUCGACGACAACUGGAAACUUGCCGUGGUGUGGUGCUGCAUCUCUAUGCAGGAGGUGAACAUCAAUCGAAGAGAUGGCAGUGCCUUCAACGAGCUGGCUUCGAGGUGGUGUUGGGAGGUCCGCCUUGCCGCACUUUCAGCCGGUUACGGCAUCAACGGCCGGGACCAAAACCUCUACGGGCGUGGUGAAAAGAGGUGGAGACUUGAAAAUCUCACCGAUGAGGAGGUGGAGAAGACCCACGGAGAUACAGCUUUGGUCCUGAAAAUGAUGGCCAUCUACGAUGUGGUGUUUGAAGCAUCUCCGGAGUUCCACGCCUAUUUGAUGGAGCAUCCCACGGAUCCGAAGGACUACUUGGAUGAGGCUGAGCAGUAUCCUUCGAUCUGGGAAUGGCCAGAAGUUCACGAUUUCGCUCAACGACAUGGUCUUCAGACCGUGAAGCUGGAUCAGGGUGCGUGCGGGCAUAAUUGUGUCAAACCUACGACGCUGUUGACGGACCUGGAAGCCAUGAAGGACUUGGACGGCCUCAGGGCCAAUGGGGCCAAGGAGGAGAUGCAUGGAGGUGAACCUCGGUCCUCGCAUGCGACAGACCUCAAUGUGGUCUGCAUGGGCACCAGGCCUUGUGAGGGCCAUCCAACUUGCCAUCAUGAAGCUUCAGGACGUGGCGUCUCAAAUGAAGAAGUUCUCCAUUGA